This is a messenger RNA of Chelmon rostratus (copperband butterflyfish), 1074 nucleotides long. RefSeq names its product Wnt-activated inhibitory factor 2 (gene tpbgl). Bases 1 to 1074 code for a protein of 357 amino acids. Gene Ontology annotation, cellular component: plasma membrane. Lineage: Eukaryota; Metazoa; Chordata; Actinopteri; Chaetodontiformes; Chaetodontidae. The transcript has a single exon. Gene Ontology annotation, molecular function: protein binding. Gene Ontology annotation, biological process: negative regulation of canonical Wnt signaling pathway. The record is from RefSeq and is a predicted model, not a curated record.
AUGAGGGAGAAGAUGUGGAUAUUUCACAGUGCCGACCACUCAAAGUGUCUUUUUUCUCUUUGGAAUCAGUGGUGUCUGUGUUACGCAGCGGUGGUGUGUUUGUUGUUUUCGCCUGUCAGGACGGAUGACGCCUGCCCGUCGUCCUGCAUCUGUGCCAGAGACUCCGGGACGGUGACCUGCCGCGACGGGGAGGACGCUGAGGUACCGGGAGACAUCCCGGCCUGGACGUCCACCCUGAUACUCAAGGGGAGAAACAUCUCAACUUUACAGCGCGGUGCGUUCAUGAUCAACGGCACGGAGUCGGACAUUGUCACACUUUCGCUGUCCUACAACGGAAUACAGGCUAUUGAACCCUACGCCUUCCUGGGACUCCCCCGAUUGCAUUUGCUGGAUCUGAGCCACAACCAGCUGGAGUCUAUCUCCGCCCGGGCGUUCCACGGGUUACUGGAGCUGCGCUCUCUUUACCUGAACCACUCUCUGUCGCCUCCGGCCACCGCGCAGCUCUCGGAUGCGCUCAGCACACAAAGUUUGCGCAACCUCCACAGACUGGAGUUGGCGGGAAACAGGCUGAUGUCUAUACCCCUGAUGAGGUUAGACAUGUAUAACCUGCACGCGUUGGUGCUGAUAAAUAACUCAAUAGAGAGCAUUGGGCGGGAGAACGUAACCAGUUUGUACCAGCAGCGGCGCAUACGCGUCUACUUGUCUUUAAACCCGUUUCGGUGCAACUGUGAGUUGGAGGCGUUUUACUACUGGUUGAAGAACUCAUCCCAGUGCCCGGAUGCAAGACACCUCCUGUGCAGCGAGCCGGAGGCCAAGAGGGGGCUCCCCGUGGAGAAGCUUCGGGGGGAGGACGUGGAUUGUAUGAACGAGAACCUUGAGGCGGUUUCGUACGUGUUCCUCGGUAUAGUGUUGGCUCUGAUAGGCGUGGUGUUUCUCAUGGUGCUGUAUCUGAACCGGGGAGGCAUCAAACGGUGGCUCAACAACAUCAGAGAGGCGUGUAGAGACCAGAUGGAGGUCUACCAUUACCGUUACGAGCAGGACUCAGACCCAAGACUGGCCAACGUGGCUGUUUGA